Seriola dumerili (greater amberjack) is the source of this 836-nucleotide messenger RNA. Its product is annotated as probable serine/threonine-protein kinase samkC. The coding region runs from base 95 to 748 and encodes 217 amino acids. The record is from RefSeq and is a predicted model, not a curated record. NCBI's taxonomy places the organism in Eukaryota, Metazoa, Chordata, Actinopteri, Carangiformes, Carangidae. The transcript is spliced from 13 exons.
AGCAGUGGACCGCCCGAGUUGGGACACCUUUUCCAUUCGCCACGCAGUAAGAGUCUGAGGGUGAGUCAGAAGGGUUCACAGCCGCAGAAUCACCAUGAAGUCGACCAGGGUUCUUGUCCUCCUCCUGCUAGCAUCAAUCCCAGCCUUCAGGACAGCUGAAACAGGUGACAAAAAGCAGGACCAAGAGACACCACAGCUAACAAAGCCAAGAGUUUCAUCAGCUGAAACAAGUGACAAAAAGCAGGACCAAGAGACAACACAGCCAACAAAGCCAACAGUUUCAUCAGCUGAAACAAGUGACAAAAAGCAGGACCAAGAGACAACACAGCUAACAAAGCCAACAGUUUCAUCAGCUGAAAGAGGUGACAAAAAGCAGGACCAAGAGACAACACAGCCAACAAAGCCAACAGUUUCCCCAGGUAGACCAGAUGACACAGAUGCCAAAACGCAAGACCAAGGGGCACCACAAACCAAAAUAACUCCACAAUUUCCCCAGGUAGACCAGAUGACACAGAUGCCAAAACGCAAGACCAAGGGGCACCACAACCAAAUAACUCCACAAGACCUGAUGACACUGAAGAAUCAAAAACAAACAAAGGCAAAGCUACUUCUGCCACAGAGAAUCCUCAACCUGAAGAAGAAAAUCCUAAAGAGAAUGGUGCUGGUUCUCACACUGGGAGUGAUGAGAAAGUACCACCCACCAAAUCAGACAAUAAGCUGUGGUGGAUUCUGCUGCCUGUCACUUUGAUUACUGGUGCUGCUGUUGCCACCUUCCUCAAAUUCAAACACAAGAGGGUCAACGAAUGCACAGAAACCAAUGAUACUGGAACUGAGAA